UUAUUUUAUUGCUUAUUAUAAUGAGAUAUGCAUGCUUUGAUAAUAAAUAUUUCUAUAAAUGAAAAUAAUUAGAAUAUAUAAUGCUUGGAACAAUUAAAUGUAUCUAUCGACUAGGAGCGCAGCCGAUAUUAUUGAGGAGACUGUAUCAUAAGAACGUAAUCGAUCAUUAUGAAAAUCCAAGAAAUGUUGGUUCUCUAAACAAAAACGAUGCUGAUGUUGGUACUGGUCUUGUUGGAGCUCCUGCAUGUGGGGAUGUAAUGAAGUUACAAAUAAAAGUUGAUGAGUCUGGAAAAAUUGUUGAUGCUCGGUUUAAAACAUUUGGAUGUGGUUCAGCUAUAGCAUCAAGCUCAUUAGCAACAGAAUGGAUUAAAGGAAAAAAUAUUAGCGACGCAGGUAAAAUAAAAAACACAGAUAUAGCAAAAGAACUCUCUCUUCCUCCUGUGAAACUUCAUUGUUCAAUGUUGGCUGAAGAUGCCAUUCAAGCAGCUUUAAAAGAUUAUCACUCGAAACAUAACAAGCGUGAAAAAACUGCUGCUGAUCAAUGAAAAAGAUUUCAUUUUUGAUUUUUUGUAUUUUUAAAGUUUUAUGCAAACCUUAUUUGACAAUUAUUGUAAAAUAUAUUGUAAUUUUUAGGACAUAAGCUUAUCAGCUUUCUAUGUAACAUUAUCUUGAAAAGAUGUUAUAAUAGAAUAAGUUUUUAGUUUUUAA
Molecule: messenger RNA, 708 nt
Organism: Hydra vulgaris (swiftwater hydra)
Lineage: Eukaryota; Metazoa; Cnidaria; Hydrozoa; Anthoathecata; Hydridae
Product: iron-sulfur cluster assembly scaffold protein IscU
Biological process (GO): intracellular iron ion homeostasis; iron-sulfur cluster assembly
Cellular component (GO): cytoplasm; mitochondrial matrix
Molecular function (GO): 2 iron, 2 sulfur cluster binding; ferrous iron binding
Source: RefSeq, a predicted model, not a curated record